This is a messenger RNA of Macrosteles quadrilineatus (aster leafhopper), 711 nucleotides long. It is a transcript of the gene RpS7, whose product is annotated as 40S ribosomal protein S7. Gene Ontology annotation, cellular component: 90S preribosome; ribosome; cytosolic small ribosomal subunit. Gene Ontology annotation, molecular function: structural constituent of ribosome. The record is from RefSeq and is a predicted model, not a curated record. Lineage: Eukaryota; Metazoa; Arthropoda; Insecta; Hemiptera; Cicadellidae. The coding region runs from base 78 to 662 and encodes 194 amino acids. The transcript has 5 exons. Gene Ontology annotation, biological process: translation; rRNA processing; ribosomal small subunit biogenesis.
CUUCUUAUUGUUCUCAUCAGCGUCGCGGUGGCAGUGGCAGCACUGAUGUCCCCUCUUUCUCAUCUCGGCUGGACAAGAUGUUUACAGCAAGUUCAAAAAUAAUCAAAGCUGGAGGGUCAGAGCCUGACCCCUUCGAGGUGUCAAUCUCUCAGGCACUGCUGGAGCUGGAGAUGAACAGUGAUUUAAAAGCCCAGCUUCGGGAACUUUACAUUACCAAAGCGAGGGAAAUUGAAUACAACAACGGCAAGAAAUCUAUUGUCAUCUACGUUCCAAUCCCACAACUGAAGUCGUUCCAAAAGGUUCAGAUUCGGCUUGUCCGUGAAUUGGAGAAGAAAUUCAGUGCCAAGCAUGUCGUCUUCAUUGGGGAGCGCAAGAUCUUGCCUAAGCCUACAAGGAAGACACGCACAAAAAACAAGCAGAAGAGGCCUAGAAGCCGUACACUAACUGCUGUCUACGAUGCUAUUCUUGAGGACCUGGUCUACCCCGCUGAAAUUGUAGGAAAGAGAAUACAGGUGAAGAUGGAUGGCAAACAACUCAUCAAAGUCCACUUAGAUAAGAACCAGCAAACUAACAUCGACCACAAGCUGGACACAUUUGCUUCAGUCUACAAGAAGUUGACAGGGAGGGAAGUGAAAUUCGAGUUCCCAGAACCGUACUUGUAAAGUUUUUUUUAUCACAUUAACAUGUUAAAAUAAAAACACCUGUGGUGGA